Maudiozyma barnettii is the source of this 1854-nucleotide messenger RNA. RefSeq names its product Kri1p (gene KRI1). The transcript has a single exon. Lineage: Eukaryota; Fungi; Ascomycota; Saccharomycetes; Saccharomycetales; Saccharomycetaceae. The record is from RefSeq and is a predicted model, not a curated record. Bases 1 to 1854 code for a protein of 617 amino acids. Gene Ontology annotation, cellular component: nucleolus; 90S preribosome. Gene Ontology annotation, biological process: endonucleolytic cleavage in ITS1 to separate SSU-rRNA from 5.8S rRNA and LSU-rRNA from tricistronic rRNA transcript (SSU-rRNA, 5.8S rRNA, LSU-rRNA).
AUGGCUAGAAAAAAGUCUGCUACCAAGAAAGCCAGAGAGGCUGCUCGCCAACUUAAUAAGGUUGAUGAACAAGAGAAAUCAGUCAAUACUAUCAAAACAAAAGGUUCUUCUUCUAAAAAGCAAUUGAAAAGCAAAUCUAAGCCAGUUCCAGAAGUUGAUUCCUCGGAAGAAUCAGGGGAAUCGUCUUCCUCCGAAGAAGAAGAUGAUUUAGGUGAUUUAGUCACUGAAGAUGUCGAACAAGGUAUCAACGAAGUUUUAAAUGCUAUUAGAAACAAUGAUACCGAUAAAUUGUUAAAUCCUGAAGUCAAAUUUUUUGGAAAUCCUGAAGAAGCAGUUAUCAAUACUACAACCACAAAAACUGAUAAACCAAUUUAUUUAAAGGAUUAUCAUAGAAUGAACUUACUGUCAGGUCAUGUUGGAAGCGAUGAAGAAGAAGAGGAAGAUGAGAUGGCUACCGGUGAAGGUAAGGAUUUGAAGACGAUCGACGGUAAACCAUCAUUUGUUGCUAUGCAAAGAGAUGAAAGAAACCAACUGUUGACCGAAAUUAAUGAUGCAUUUGGGACUACUAAGUCUGAGGAUAGUGAUAAUGAUAAUGAUGAUGACGAUAAUGAUGAUGAUGACGAUGAUGAUGGAUUCUUGAAAAAGAAAGAAAACAAAACUCCCACCAAUGACCAUGAAGACAUUAAUAUCGCUCUACCAGAUCCAGCUAAUGAAGAUGAAUUUUUGAAUGAAUUUAUGGGUCAACAAGCAUGGUUGCCUAAGAAAGGUGAUAAAGUCAUUAAUCUUGAUUUAAACAACGAAGAUGAUGAUGAAUUUGAUAAGGCUGCUGAAAAUUUUGAAAACGCUUAUAAUUUCCGUUAUGAAGAUCCAAAUUCUGCAGAAAUUGUAUCGUAUGCACGUAACCAAGCAACUUUAAGAAGAUCUGCUACUAAUUCUCGUAGAAGAAAGAGAGAAGAUGACAGACAAGAGAAAGAAACUGAAAAACAAGAAAAAGAGACUGCUGUUCAAAAGAAGAAGACUAAGAAAGCUAAUAAAUUAACCGAUGUAUUAAAUCAGUUGAAAAAAGAAUUUGGUGCUGAAAUAGAUGAAACACUUGUCAAGAAAAUUAGUAAGACCCUUUUGACUAGUGAUUAUUCUGAAAAUGAUUGGGAUAACGUCGUCACAGAAUUAUUUAACGAAGAAUUCUAUAACGAUAAAGAAAAACCUGAAUGGGAUGACGAUUUAAUGCAUGAAGAUGUCUAUGAUGGAGAAGAGAAUGAUAAUGAAGAUAUAGACGUAAAUGAGACAGAAGACGCUAAAGAAGAAGGAAAUGACGAAGAUGAGACACCAAAGAAAAAUAAGAAAAGUAAAAAAGAAUUAAAACAAAAGGGAAAGACUGAAAAGAAGAAGCUAGAUGAGAUGGUAGAAAAAGCCAUUGAACAAAAUAAAUUAGCUAUUGUUGAAGAGGUUGAAAAGGAACAAGAGGAAAGAGGUAGAUCUAAAAAUGUAGAAGAUGAUGUGAAAUUUCGUUAUCGUGAAGUAUCACCAGAGAGUUUUGGUUUAACGCACAGAGAGAUAUUUGCUGCAGAUGAUGCUGAUCUAAACGAUUUUAUCAGUUUGAAGAAAUUUGCACCAUAUAGAGCCAAAGAAUUAAUUGCCAAAGAUAGAAGAAAAGUCACAAAGUCCAAGAGAUUAAGAGACUGGAGAAAAAAAGUAUUCAAUAACGAAGCAGGAAUACAAUUAAGAGAAGAUGGUGAAGCUAAUGAAGAUAUCCCAGUAUAUACAGAUAAACCAAAGCAUAACAAGAAAAGAUCACACGAUGAUCAUCAUUCUCACCAUAGGAAAGAUAAGAAACAUAAAAGUCAUAAGAAAUAG